Labrus bergylta (ballan wrasse) is the source of this 4264-nucleotide messenger RNA. RefSeq names its product calcium channel, voltage-dependent, gamma subunit 7b (gene cacng7b). Gene Ontology annotation, cellular component: AMPA glutamate receptor complex; postsynaptic density membrane. Gene Ontology annotation, molecular function: voltage-gated calcium channel activity; channel regulator activity. Gene Ontology annotation, biological process: transmission of nerve impulse; neurotransmitter receptor transport, postsynaptic endosome to lysosome; neurotransmitter receptor internalization. NCBI's taxonomy places the organism in Eukaryota, Metazoa, Chordata, Actinopteri, Labriformes, Labridae. The record is from RefSeq and is a predicted model, not a curated record.
UCUCUCUCUCUCUCUCGCUCCUCGCUGUGUCUCUCUUGUAGCCAGAGUAGCUCGCGCUGAAACCGAUCCACCGCAGUACCUCGGACAGAUUGAGUGAAAAAGAGAGGAGAGUGAGGGAUUUAGAGGAUGGGUAAGGGGGCUUAAGGGAAAACACUGAGGAUACAGAGAGAGCGAGGAAUACAGAGAGAGAGAGAGAGAGAGACCAAAACCCAGCGAGCCUCCUGCUGUGAGCUUUCUUGGCUACUGACGUGUGCGCACGACUCUCGUGGCAGGAUGAGUUCGUGCAGCAGCCGUGCGUUGACCAUCCUGUCGACAGUGUUCGGAGCCUGCGGGCUGCUGCUGGUGGGGGUGGCUGUGUCCACAGACUACUGGCUGAUCAUGGUGGAGGGCAUCAUCCUGCAGCAGAACCAGAGCAUGGAGGUGAAGAUGGCGCUGCACUCAGGCCUCUGGAGAGUUUGCUUCGUGGCUGGAUCAGAAAACGGUAGAUGUGUUGCAUCAGAGUACUUCACUGAACCCGAAAUAGAGAUCACCACGGAAAACACUGCAAACAUCCUCAAGAUGGUGAGGACAGCCACGCCCUUCCCCAUGGUGUCCUUGCUUUUCGUCUUCACUGCCUUCGUCAUCAGUAACAUUGGACACAUCCGGCCUCAGCGCACCAUCCUGGCCUUUGUUUCCGGCAUCUUCUUCAUCCUCUCAGGCCUCAGUCUGGUGGUUGGGCUCGUGCUCUAUAUCUCCAGUAUUAACGACGAGGUAAUGAACCGACCCAGGGAGCCUGAGCAGUUCUUCAACUACCACUACGGCUGGUCCUUUGCCUUCGCUGCAUCCUCCUUCUUACUCAAAGAGGGGGCCGGCGUGUUGUCAGUAUAUCUGUUCAUGAAGCGCUACGCUGAGGAGGAGAUGUACCGCCCCCACCCAGCACUCUACCGCCCCCGUCUGUCAGAGAGCAGCGACUACAGCGGCCAGUUCCUCCAUCCAGAAUCCACCUGGCCCCCGCCGAAGCGAGGCCGCAGCACCUCCGAAGCCUCUAGCGACAUCUCAAUCCAGCUCAACCAGGCGCCACCAGCUCCACCCAAAAGCAACCACCAAAAAGGCGGCCAGGGCAGCCCCCCCUCUGGCUCUUCCUCUGCAGGGAGCUACCCACAGUCUGCCGGGAGCUACCCACAAUCUGCCGGGAACUACCCGCAGUCUGCCGGGAGCUACCCGCAGUCUGCCGGGUACCCUUCCACCCACACCCUGCCUAGGUCGCACUCCUCACACCCUCAAGGCCAAGCUAUGCCCAUGGCCAUGCCUCCAUCACCUGUACCCCCCCCUCACUAUCAUGCACACAUGCACAUGAGUGCCUCCCCCUGUUAGGUAGGGGGCGACACAGAUCCCACAUAAUCAUGUAGACUGUACAUUUAGAUGAUGGAUGGGCUUUGGGCACAGAUCACAUGAGCUCUGGAACAAUAAAAAAGAAGAUUUAAGAGAUUUUACAGAGACUGUGAUGGACAGAAAAUAAAAACAAGCUAAAAGUGGAGAAGAAAAAUGAAUUCAGGUGGUGGAAAAAGUGUUUCCUAGAAAGACUUAAGCUGUGAGGUUGAGUGACAGAGGAGAUAUAAGGGAGGGAGAGUGAGGCAGGGUGAGCGAGGUGCUGCGGUAUAAAACCAAGAUGCUGCAGUGCUGCGGGAAAUUUGUAUGCACACUGAUCACUGACGACUGAGGAUGCACAUAGAUUUAUACAUCCAUAAUUCAUGCCAAUACAUGGACUAUGCUACUUUUUUACCAAAGGGUAAAUGUGCUAAAAUAUAUUCGUCUUCUCUCAAUUUCUUACAUCAUAAAUCCAGUUUCAUAACUAGCAAUGUCAAACUAGUAUUAAUAAUAUUAUUAAUUACAAGAUAUAAGUUAACAUUAUAGUAAUUCUGAAUUAAGAACACUGUAUAUGAAUGUUGUUAUAAAAAACAGACAGAAGUGGAUGAUAUUCUGUGAUAUCAUAAGAAAAUAAUAAUGAUUUACAUAUUUGUUUAAGAGACACAUUUUUAACGUCCUGUACAUAAAACUGCACAUGAGGACUUGUGUAUAGAUGUUGUAAAUUAUGAAUGAAGCUUUGGCACAAGUCAAAUCAAGAAGACUCAUUCUGUCUUGGACAAAGACUCUGCAACAGGCGAAACUACAACCAAUGAUAACAACACUUUCAACUUUAUUGUCCCCAAGGGGAAAUUUGCUUUGCAGCCCAGUAAAACCAUAUGAUGUAGAAAUCAUAGGCACAUAGACUGUCCACACCAUCCUGAGUGCAGCUGCAUGCUGGUUUAGAGGAGGAUCCACCUGACACUGAUGCAGGGGUCUGAUGCCCCCUAUUGGCCACUGAUCUGCACUGUCGCUGCACCGGCCCUGACCUGCACUUUGUCGUGGUGCAGCACAGAAGAGUUAGUCCAAAGCGGUAGUCCAUCCAGAAGAUGGAGUGAUGGUGAAUGUCAGGAGGAGCAAAGACAUAUGCUUUAAAGACGGAGACUGGAUUAACAUUUAUUUAUCUGGAUCUCACACAACAAAAUAUUACAUUUGCAAUUAUUGCUCAAAGUGAAACCCCACUGUUUGUGAAGUGCAGCAAACAAUGCUGCUUUAUUCCAAUGUUAACACUUUGUGUGCAUCAUGCAGAGGGUUUCUAGAGUAUCUGAAAAAUGAUGUUCUUAUGAAAUAUGACAUGGAGCUCUCUUGUGUCUAAGGCUGCAACUAUGACUAUUUGUGGCAUUAACCUAUCUGCUGAUCAUUGCCCAAUAGUUACUGUUUAUAACAUGUCUGAAAAUGUUGAAUAUUCCCAAUGUUAUCCUCCAAUCUGAGAUGAGGCAUUCAAACGUUUUGCUUUUUAAGGCCAAUUUUGCAAAGAUAUUUAGUAUUCCAACAUAAAUCACAAAGAAAGGCAUCAGAUGGUCAAACUACAGGAGCAUCAGCCAGAAAGUGUUUAGCAAGUUCACUUGAAAAUAAGUCAAUGUACUACAGUAUUGGCAGAAUGGUGCUGAUUAUUUUUAGUUGGCAAAGGUUUAUAUUAUUAUCUUUUUGCGACUCCAAAUGUCUUUUUUUCAGCUCUCUGUUCCAAAGUAAAAGGCAGGUUGGAUACUGCAGACUAUCUCAAAUAUGAAAAGUGAUUCCCUCUGAUAAAAUGCUGCAGCAGGUAUCAGGUGGGUCUGAGUAGCACUUUGUAUGUAGCAGGUUGCAUGAGAGUAUGUUAACACUUUUCUGUGCAAUUUAUCCAAUAAUAAGAUACAUUUUCAGAUGCUCUAGAAACUAAAUGGCCCUUACUAGAUGAUUUUUUUGAAUACCCUGCAGUAUCUGAAAGCUGCAGAAUAUUAUUCUUCUCCACACAAGUAGAACCCAUGUUUGAAAAACAAGAGAUGAUUCAUAUUUUUACUUGCACAAGUUUUUUUUUGUUAGAGUUUGUUUUAAGAUAUAGAUAUGUUGAUAUGAUAUAUCUCUGGAAUGAGAAUUAAACCAGAGUCAUUGUGUAAUGGCUGGUUUUCAUUAUCACUGUGAUGCUGCAGAGAGAGAAACACGUUAACAUGGGAGGGAACUCCUAAAGACUUGCAAGGUGAAUAUAGUGUGAUGUCGUGAAGAUAUCAUCAUGUUUUUAUGCAGGGUUCUGUUAAGCAAGCAUGUUUUGUUUUUACAGUGUACUGUUUUUGUUUAUGUACUCAUAUUUGAGGUGAAGCCCAGUGUAACUGCAGUAUUUAAUACUGGCUUUGCUGUUACAGUUAGGGGGUUAAGUGCCUUGCUCAAUGGCACCUCGGCUGUAGCUGUUGAAGAAGAAGAAUUCCCCACUAAUGGACAUCUAGACCUGCAUCCACCUGUCUAACCGUCAGACUGCUGCUGACUCAAUCGUGACAGCUGAGAACUGUUCCUUCUGUUUCUUAAUCUGCAUAACACAUUUCCUACAAUCAUUUCUUAAACUGAGGUAUUCCUCUUUUUUUUGUCUCUGUACUUCUUUUUUUUUGAGCUCUCUACCCAAUGCUUCUCUCCUUUGCCCCUACAUGAAAAUAUAGAAGGGUGUAGCUGCGUCUGUUUUUUGCAUAAAGACUCGACUUAUUGCACAUGUCCCCUUCAACAACUACCUUGUAAAGAAUAAAAAUAGCAAAACAAAUGCUUUAAAAAUGGAACUGAUGCUGUAUAUCCUGAGUUAUAUAAUUCAAAAGCAAUUUUGAUAAGAUCACUGUUUUAAAAGUGUUGACAUCUGUGUCACACUUUCUUAAAUACAUGAAUAAAACUUUCAACAUGGGAUUAUUUCACCCUGCCUGCA